AUGACUAUUUAAAAUAAGAAUGGGCUAAAAAAGAAAAAUAAAAUAAGAUGCUUUGAGGAGGAAAUUCAAUAUAAUUUUUGGGAGUGCGAAAAUAUAGACGGGUAGAGGCAAAUUAAUUAGAAAGAGGAGAGAUUAAAAGGCUAAAAGAUAUAAAAACAAUUUUUAAAGGCAAAAAAUAAAUUAAUCAAAACAAAGACAUAUAUAUAGUAAAUAAAAAUGGUAUCUCACUUAAAGAAGACUAGAAAGUUGAGAGGUCACGUCUCUCACGGUCACGGUAGAGUCGGAAAGCACAGAAAGGGUGGUUGCAGAGGUGGUCGUGGUAAGGCCGGUGGUAUGCAUCAUCACAGAAUCUUGAUGGAAAAGUGGCAUCCUGGCUACUACGGAAAGUUGGGUAUGAGAACCUUCCACUUAAAGAAGAACCCUCUCCACUGCCCCGUUGUUAAUAUCGACAAGCUCUGGAGUUUGGUUUCUGAUGCUACCAGACAAAAGUACGCUGAAGAUAAGAAGAAGGUCCCCGUUAUUGAUGUUACCAAGGCUGGUUUCUUCAAGGUUUUGGGUAAGGGUAGACUCCCCAACCAACCUGUCGUUGUUAAGGCUAAAUACUUCUCCAAGACUGCUGAAAGAAGAAUCGUCGCUGUCGGUGGUGCUUGCGUCCUCACUGCUUGA
Molecule: messenger RNA, 666 nt
Organism: Tetrahymena thermophila SB210
Lineage: Eukaryota; Ciliophora; Oligohymenophorea; Hymenostomatida; Tetrahymenidae
Product: 60S ribosomal protein L18
Exons: 4
Biological process (GO): translation
Cellular component (GO): cytosolic large ribosomal subunit; ribosome
Molecular function (GO): structural constituent of ribosome
Source: RefSeq, a predicted model, not a curated record